Molecule: messenger RNA, 1601 nt
Organism: Vigna angularis (adzuki bean)
Lineage: Eukaryota; Viridiplantae; Streptophyta; Magnoliopsida; Fabales; Fabaceae
Exons: 5
Coding region: 705-1340 (211 amino acids)
Source: RefSeq, a predicted model, not a curated record
UUUUUUUUUCUAAAUCUCGUUUAGAAGAAUCUUCUAAAAGAAAGUUUUCUAAAAAAUAGGUUAGAAGUGACUCAUGGAGAAGUUGAAAUCUCUAUUCUUUAUUAUUCAUUUAAUAAGCUUUUAUCUUAUUUCUAAGCUUUUAUCUUAUUUCUAAACAAGUUUCUUCCUAUAGUUUUUAACGAGACUUCAUGUGAAUUUUUAUGAAGCAUUUUGUCAUUAAGAGACUUCAAAUUAUUUUUCAUACCAAUCAAAUUAUUAUAUAAACCAAAACAUAAUAUCAUUUAUUACUAAGUAUAUUAAAAGAACUCUGCGUUUAAUAACAUACAAUUAAUAUAUGCCUUAACAUAGUAUAGUAUAUAUAAGAAACCGACAUAAUUAAGUUUACUUGAAAGGUGUUGGAAAUUGUACCAAACUUGUCAACCUUAUCAUUUACACCUCUUGAUAAAAUGAAAUAAAAGAAAAAAAAUAUAAAUCAUUUGAAUAAUUUAACCCCAAAAGUUCGAAGGUUGAAUAUAUUUUUCAUUAAUUUAUUUAAAGUGCUGGUUGCUUGCAAGCAAGAAGCUGGGAGAGAGAAAAAGAACCUUCUUUCCUUCUCUCUGUUAAGUUUAUUUCAUCCAAACCUAAAAUCCCCGACAACCACCGAUUACUGAUUUCAAUUACAUAAUAACGAAUCAAGAAGAUCCUUUUCGGAGAAAUACACAAAAAUGGUGUCGGCGAACCAGGAAAUGGUUGUUUACUGCUUUGACACCCUCGUCGCUCACUACAACAACCAGGAACCUCCUCCUCCGGCCUUCGAUCAGGCUCAGCACCCAUUGUUUGUUACAUGGAAGAAAGUGGUGAAUGGAGGAGAUCCUCGACUUCGAGGAUGCAUUGGAACUCUGGAAGCACGCAGCUUGAUCAGUGGGCUCAAAGAUUAUGCACUGACCAGUGCCCUCAGGGACAGAAGGUUUCCACCCAUACAGGCUAAUGAGCUUCCGUUUUUGGAGUGUACAGUGUCUAUUCUUACUGACUAUGAAACUGCUAACAAUUAUCUAGAUUGGGAGAUAGAAAAGCAUGGUAUAAUUAUUGAAUUUUCUGAUCCUGUGUAUAGCACAAGGCGUAGUGCUACAUACCUGCCUGAAGUGGCAGCCAAUGAAGGUUGGACAAAAAUAGAGGCCAUUGAUUCUUUGAUACGUAAAUCAGGAUACAAUGGUCCUAUAACCGAUGAACUUAGGAUGCAAUUACAGCUAACCAGAUACCAAAGCACCUUAUUUACCAUGCACUAUAGUGAAUACGUCUCCUAUGUGAAGGAGAGAAGAGGUGAAGCUCCUAUUCUUGCAGCUAAAUCACCUCACUACUAAAUUCUCCAGCCAAACUUUCUAAAGGCUGCAUAUAAUAUAUUUGCUGAAAAAAUAAUUCUAUUUAUCAAUAGAGUUAAAAAAAUAAAAAAGAGAAAGAACCCCACUUGCAAAGGGUUGGAACCAAUGCUUGUCUAACCCUAACUACUGAAGUGUUGAUGCAACUUUUCUAUACUCUUCAAAUUUGUGUGCUUUUAACUCAUUUCAUGUGACUUAAUUCAGCAGUUUAUGAAAGUUGUGUACGGUUGAACUGUUUUCUAUCAA